ACUGAGAAUCGACACGCAAAGAUUUACCGGAAAAGGCCGGAAGUGACUGUGGACUUCAAAGAGGGAUUGUGUUGACUCGCUUUCCAGCGUCCAAAAUUCAACUUCUUGCUGACCUCCUCUCACUUGGGACCUUUCCCCCCGGUUAGAUUUUUGGGCGGUACCAGACGGUUGUGUCCUCUCCGGUCCGAGCGCGGCUCUCCUCUGGCCGACGGCUGCUGUGAUGGCGGCCACGGGCUCCGCGCCUCAUGCCGGCGAUGUGGAAGAAGACGCAUCUCAGCUGCUCUUUCCUAAAGAGUUUGAGAAUUCGGAGACGCUGCUCAAUUCGGAGGUGCACAUGUUGCUGGAGCAUCGCAAGCAGCAGAACGAGAGCGUCGAGGACGAGCAGGAACUCUCAGAGGUUUUCAUGAAGACCCUAAACUACACGGUCCGCUUCAGCCGCUUCAAGAAUAGAGAGACCAUCACCGCCGUGCGGAGCCUCCUCCUGCAGAAGAAGUUGCACAAGUUUGAGCUGGCUAGCCUGGCGAACCUGUGUCCCGAGGCUGCGGAGGAAGCCAAGGCCCUCAUCCCCAGCUUGGAGGGCCGCUUUGAGGAUGAGGAACUACAACAAAUCCUGGAUGACAUUCAAACCAAGAGAAGCUUCCAGUACUGAGAAUCUGGACCAGGACGGCCACAAAGACGCAAGACUAAAGUGACCUGUGCCUGAUUAUGUAAUAGAAAACUGUAAUUUUGUGUAAUGUUAAAUGUAGUGCUGUAUUCAAGGGUUCUGGAACCAAUAACAAUAAAGCACAUUGCUUUUUUUUUUUUUAAA
Molecule: messenger RNA, 808 nt
Organism: Dunckerocampus dactyliophorus (ringed pipefish)
Lineage: Eukaryota; Metazoa; Chordata; Actinopteri; Syngnathiformes; Syngnathidae
Gene: polr2d
Product: RNA polymerase II subunit D
Exons: 4
Coding region: 221-649 (142 amino acids)
Biological process (GO): mRNA export from nucleus in response to heat stress; positive regulation of translational initiation; nuclear-transcribed mRNA catabolic process, deadenylation-dependent decay
Cellular component (GO): RNA polymerase II, core complex; P-body
Molecular function (GO): translation initiation factor binding; nucleotide binding
Source: RefSeq, a predicted model, not a curated record